Meloidogyne enterolobii is the source of this 1149-nucleotide messenger RNA. The record is from the annotation of a GenBank genome assembly. Lineage: Eukaryota; Metazoa; Nematoda; Chromadorea; Rhabditida; Meloidogynidae.
AUGUUAGAUGCAUUUAAACAACUAAUUGGUCAAAUGCCUAUGAAACCUCAUAGGAUAUUCUCCGAUAAAGGGUUAGAAUUUAAAAAUAAAACUGUGAGAGAAUAUUUUGAUCAAGAGGAGAUUCAAAAAUUAGAGGCUACUCAUUCAACAGUCAAAGCUGCUGUGGCUGAAAGGGCUAUAAGAAAUGUAAAGCAAAGACUAUAUAGAUACUUUGCUCAAAAUAAGUCACUUAAUUGGGUUGAUAUUCUGGAAAAAAUUUUAGAUGGAAUAAAUAAGUCAAAGAGUAGAGUGCAUGGACUAAGACCUAUAGAUAUUGACUUUUCAAAUGCCCAGGAAGUGUGGGAGAGAAUGUACGGUAAUGAGAUUUCAAAGAAAAGAAAGUCAAAAUUGAAAGAAGGAGAUUUUGUUCGCAUGAGUAUUGGAAAGAGUGCUUUUGAAAAGGGAUAUAUUCCGAAUUGGGGAGACCAAAUUGUGCGAGUGGAUAAAGUUCAGGAUCAAUUUUAUCCUGUUCGAUAUAAAAUUAUUAAUGAUAAGGGAGACAAAUUUAAAGGGUAUUACUAUAGAGAGGAGUUGGCACGUGUGAAGAAAGAUGCAGAUACAGAGUAUAGAAUAGAGAAGGUUAUAAGAAAGAAAAAGAGAGCAGAUGGUACAUAUGAUAUUUUAGUAAAAUUCAUAGGAUAUCCCGAAAGGGAAUGGAUCCACGAAACCCAACUUGUAUAAAAGAGGGUUCAUUUCAUUGUAUUUACCUCAUUUGAAUAAAAAUGUCGAAUAGUUUUUAUGUUUGUUUAUUGAGCAAUGUGUCUGAUUAUCCUGAUAACCAGCCGAAUAAAUUUAGGGUCCACUUACCUAAACCCCUUUAUUUUUCUGGUGAUUGGGUUUGCGGUGUACACAGCAUAAGUUAUCCAUAUUCAUGGUCAUCAACCAUUGGUACACUUGACGAGCAAUGGAUUGAUAUUAAUUUUACAGAUAAUAAUAAGAAGGGACAAACUAUACGAAUUCCAGUCCCAAAAGGGUCACAUAAUACACCUGAAGAAAUCUUACAAUUUUUGAUUUCAACUUUGAGACAUCAAAGUUCAGCUCUUGAUAACACAGCUCUUGAAGAGUCAUCUGAAGGGUUCUUUGAUAAACCAUCAGUUCUUCAUAGGAGAA